Ostertagia ostertagi is the source of this 813-nucleotide messenger RNA. NCBI's taxonomy places the organism in Eukaryota, Metazoa, Nematoda, Chromadorea, Rhabditida, Trichostrongylidae. The record is from the annotation of a GenBank genome assembly.
AUGAUCGAAACCUCUUCCGCUCAAUGUGGAGAAUCCGCUGGAGUCUACUACAUGCCACAUUCUGGAGUGUGGAAAUCCAACAAGGCAGUGCAUCUGAGAUUGUGCCGUGGUGUCUUUUCCACUCCAUUUCCUUGCCAGUAUCUUGGAACUCUCUGUGUUACAGCCAAAAUUAUCAUGAGCCUCCUACAAAGACAACAUAGCACUAGCGGGCCCCACGCCCGCCGACGUUUUCGAAGAGUUAGCAUUCGGUGUAACAGCGCCACACCCAACUCUCACUCUGCACUUAACAAACAUAUUGAACGCCAAUAUACAGAACUAGCGGAAAGAAAUCUCGCAAAUCUUUUAGUACAUAUCCAACUCUACCGAGGUAAACAGUUCCAUACCAGCGGAAGACAAACUCGAAUUCGGUCUCACCAAAUUGCUGGGUGUUCCGCUAUAAUACCGAGAUGGACUCAUUCAAUUUAUCUACUCGGUUUCCUCCAAUGCGUACGAUUAACGAAAAAAGACAUCGUAAGCCAAAUAAACUCCGUAUACGAUCCAAUAGAUCUAGGCUGGACCAUUACUAGUUCGGCUCAAAUCAAUGAUGCGAGAAAUAUUCGAACUAAAAUCCGACUGGAAAACAAUCCUUGCUCCACAUAUUUGCGAGAGAUGGAAUCAAUUAACCUCAGAGCAAUCGCUGCCUGCGCUUACUUACAAGGUCAAACAACAAACCUCGUGUCACCAUUAAUUUGCGGAAAGACUAAACUGACUCCAAAAAAGACACGCCAAACCAUACCUAGGUUAGAACUCGUCGGAAUUCUUAUGGCUAAGUAA